This is a messenger RNA of Striga asiatica, 1377 nucleotides long. The record is from the annotation of a GenBank genome assembly. Lineage: Eukaryota; Viridiplantae; Streptophyta; Magnoliopsida; Lamiales; Orobanchaceae.
UUUACCAUUAAAAAACCAUUGAUAUUUUUCAUUACCAAUUAUCACACCAACCCAACAGCCAUUGCUUCUCACAGCUCGAACUCUGUUCAAAUCCGAAACACCUAAACCCCCAAAACUCGAAAAUAAGACGAAUUAAACUGAGGUGGCCCUUCAAUUGUCAAUCUCAGAAGAAGGGCUCAACAAUUCAGUAAUUUUUCAGAAAGAUGGACGAUUAUACGAGAGAAAUGAUGGACUUGAAAACCCUGGUUACACGUACUCUCGAGAAGAAAGGCGUCCUUGCCAAGAUCCGUGCUGAACUAAGAGCUAGUGUGUUUGAAGCAAUAGAAGAGGAAGAUAGAGUGGUAGAAAAAGAUGAAGGACUUCCCCCUGCCCUUUUGGGCAGCUGCAAUGACCGUGCAAAGCAACUCCACAAUUCUCCUUCAGGAAGGCUUCUGACUGCAUUGAUUUGUGAAUAUCUCGAUUGGGCUCAAUUAAACCACACCUUGAAAGUUUACUUGCCAGAGUGUAAUUUGCCUAAAGAAUCCUGGAAAUCAGAGUUAAAAGAAUUUAGCAGCAAGAAUGGAUAUGACCUUAAUCGGAAUGGGGACAGUGGACCAUUGCUUUUGGAUGUUCUUGAGGGUUUCUUGAAGUAUGAGAAUUUAUCUCAAGGAAGGAGUAGCAACAGGAGAUUAACCACAUCAGAUGUCGAAUCUCUUUCAAAUUUGGAAGCUCGUAACGUGAGGAGACCUUCAUCAACAUCAGUUGCUGGAGGUUUACCUCCAUUAGGAAGGCCUCUUCCUUCGUCACAGUCUUCUGAUCGUCGAGCUGGCUCGUCUAUGUCUGGCUAUAGAAAAGAUGAAUACAAUUGGAGAUACGAAAAUGAUGAGCUUCCUGAAGAUGUAGUCCGUGCCUCGGCUGCUCUGGAGAAUUUGCAGCUGGACAGAAAAGCUCGUAAUUUAACUACUUCGUGGAGGCAUGCUGGGGAUGGAAUAUCUGAGGACAUCAGCUGAGUGGGCCCCACGAUGCAUUCAUAUGAUCUUUGACUUAGCUUUGAGUGGCAUUUGUUGAUCGAACUAGAUUUAUGUGACAACAUUAUAUACUCUUGUAUUUGCGUUUUAGUGAUUUUUCCGAGCUUUUUUUUACCCGCUUAUUAUUCACCUCUUAGUUUCGACCCCAUCUCCUUUGUCCUGUUUUGCCUUUUCUUUUGUUGGAGUGUCAGUUUUAGUGUGCGUGUUUUUUCCAUUUGUAGGGUGUGAAGGUUGUUGUAUUUACGCAAUUUACAGAUUGUUGAUCGACCUGAAUGGCUGAAUCCAUGGUUUAGUAUUGAAUAACACCUAUCUAAUGACCUUUUUUUGGGCCAUUUUCUUUGAAGUUAUAUAUGGUUUCAUGUUUCAUGCA